AUGCAAUUGUUCGGGAUUAACCGGUCGAGCGUGCCUCUACUGAUAUUCUAUGGGGAGCUCGUGCCUAUCGCCCAUUUCUGGGACAGGCUUGGAGCGUUCGGACGAGGUUAUGUCCUCACAUUGGCUUGUCGCAUAUGGUAUUGUAGUCCAACUACUGUGUGGAUAGAUUCCGAGCAAGGAACUUUGAUUCGUGGAUUGGAGGGGCCCAAUCACUAUCUAGGUGAUGCCGACGCCUUCAAUCAUAAUGUUGUCAAGUCACUGCCAUCGAGUGUCGAACUUCUCGACGAAGACGUUUGCUUCCGUUACUUCUCUCAGUUCCCACUGGGUAAGGGUUUUGACCGUGACGCCAUUGACAUAAUCCACUCCAUGUCCGAGAGAGGAGCGGCCGGAUCUCCGGUUAUCAAUCGACCUCGACCCCACGUCCUUUCUAGUAAGACAGAUUCCUUAAUCACAGUCGGAAGUAUUGUCUGGGAAAAUUAUGGUUGCUUUGGCGACCAAGUCGUUAUGACAGAUGGAAGAACAAGAUUUACUCUUACAGACUCGGACAAAGACCCCAGGUUGCAUUUAUGUUCCGACGUCGACCAGAAUUCCUGGAUGUCGCAGGCUUCGAGUGUAUUUCACCGACUCGGAAUCUCGUUGGAUGAUGAUUUGUCGCCUUACAAGUUCGCUGUGCCAGUCAUCCGCCUAACAGCGUCAAUUGGAAAUUCGCAACAACGCUCGGAGGAUCAACCCAUAUACUUCUUCCUCCAUCCAGUACCCGAACAUGGCGUGCCCACCCACACCUGGUCUUAUGAUGCGGAUGGAAAAACAUCCAUCCCAUACCAUCAUUGUGAAUACCUUGGUCUACCUACUGAGCUUAGCAUGAAUCGCUUCACAUGGACUUGCUGGCCUCAGAGCGAGACGUACAAAUCCAUCCACAAAUGGCAGGUUGCGAGAGGAUUUGAUCCAACCACCACCGAGUUCGCACGUUACCUUGAAUAUUCCAUAUUCGAAGUUCAGCCAGAGUCAGUGUCAUCUCAGAUUGAAGAACUGGACCCCUCCGAAGCAUCAAGCUCAAGUAUCGUAGAAAAUCCACGCAAAAAUGAUCCAGGUCAAUCUGCAGUCAGUUCAAUCUGGUCAGCAAUCACUGCUCCCCUCACUUAUGCCGCCGAUGAGGACUCGAAAAUUUCGGCGGCAUUGAUGUAG
This is a messenger RNA of Marasmius oreades (fairy-ring Marasmius), 1185 nucleotides long. RefSeq lists its product as uncharacterized. The record is from RefSeq and is a predicted model, not a curated record. The transcript is spliced from 7 exons. Lineage: Eukaryota; Fungi; Basidiomycota; Agaricomycetes; Agaricales; Marasmiaceae. The coding region runs from base 1 to 1185 and encodes 394 amino acids.